AGGAGACCAUUGUCCUCCCAAUACUUUCCAUAUAUAAUUCAUUCAUUCAAUUCCAUCUUUUUCUUCAAGUUAAAUAAGUUUUUGUGCUAAACUACUUAUACUUCUUGGAAAAGUGGUGCCUGCUAGCUAGCUUAGUAGAGAUGGAGAUGAGCAGAGAUCAAGAUCAGGGCCAUGCAGGAGUAGUAAUGGUCAUGCAGCGUGCAGAGAUCGACACCCGAGCGCCUUUCAAUUCUGUUAAAGAAGCAGUCAUGUUGUUCGGAGAAAGGGUUUUGGCCGGUGAAAUCUACUCCAAGCAGCUCAAAAUACGAGCUGCAGCAAGUGAUCAAACUGGGAAUGCUCAAUCUAGGCUUGGAGCCUUGACAGCUGAGCUUGAAGAAACAAAGAAAAGCCUUCAGAAAGCUAGGGAAGAAGGUAACUUCAUGGCAACAUGCAUAAGAUCCCUUAGAGAAGAGCUGGAACAAGCAAAGAAAGAAAUACGUGAGUUGAAGAAGGUAAUGGAGUUCCAAAAAGAUCAGCAGGCUGAAACUGAGAUCGAAGACCUCAAGUUCGUCGAAAAUGAAAAAAAAGUUGAUCAGAUCAAGACACCAAAAACAGAAGAAGCAAAGGAGUUCCAGAGGAAGAGAUACGUGAAAUUUGCAAGCCCUCCUUCACUGGCAAAGGUUAUAAUCAGUGCUGCUGAAGAUGAAGAUCAGUUUCUGGAGAGACCCCCUUCUCUUAAGAAGACAAAGAAGAAGUCUUUGAUACCACUCAUAGGAUGGCUUUUUUCAAGAAAGAAGGGAAGCCAUGAAUGUGAUUCUCCAAGAGCUUGAGUCUCUCUCUACUGGUUAAAUAAGCAAAUUAAAGUUCCUUCGCACAAGCAUGUUAGUCAUAAGUAGUACUUGAAGUGAGAACCAUCUUUACAAAGCCAUUAAUGCCAUUUUUUUUAAAAGAAAAACAUAUAAAUUCAUAGAAAAGUAUCUUUUUUUUUUUUUUUUUUGGUUUUUAGCAAGAAAUUUUGAUUGGAAUUAGUAAAUAAUCGGAGAUCUCAGCUUUAUACCACAGUUGAUCAUUAUAGUAUUUUGUUCUAUUUGCAUUAUUUUCUGUUCUGUCCAUUUCCUUCCUUAUUAGUCCCUCCUCUUUGUAGAAAAAGAAAUAUAUAUAAUAAAUAGUGGGAAACUUUUCUUGUUUUGAA
Carya illinoinensis is the source of this 1171-nucleotide messenger RNA. RefSeq names its product WEB family protein At2g17940-like. The transcript has 2 exons. The coding region runs from base 141 to 809 and encodes 222 amino acids. NCBI's taxonomy places the organism in Eukaryota, Viridiplantae, Streptophyta, Magnoliopsida, Fagales, Juglandaceae. The record is from RefSeq and is a predicted model, not a curated record.